GCUGCCAUGAAGUUCAAUUAGUUAAUUUGCAAGACGCCUUUUCAAUUUUUUGGCUUUAAGCUAGCUACGGGACUUAAAAAAAGGACGAAGUACUUUCCGACAAGUUUCAGAGUCCAAAACACGAAAAGCUAAUGUUAGCCUUUGAAAGCUAACUAAUUAGUUAGCAUUACCUUAGCAGCUAACUUAACCUUAGUUAGCCAAAUUGUUGUGGACAUGCAACUGUUAGCCUUUCCUACAUGACAGCAAAACAAUUUGAAUGACUACUGAAAUAUCAUUUGGGUUUUACUGCGGAUGGAAAAAACGACAGCACUGUCUCCUGCCUCGCCGCACAUAGCUGGAUGUCAUCAGACUUGCCCAUUCAUAUCAGCAGACUUGGACAAUGGUCAGCAAGCUGGCUGGAUGGAAUGGGGGACCACAUUCUACACAUGGCAUGGCCAGGACCUUGUUUAGCGUUGGACACCUGUGAUGGAGUUCAUCAGAAGAGAAAGUGUGGAAUCUCCCACUCUCCUCCGGGUGCUGAGCAAGAAGCAGAAUAUUUUUCCACCAUGAGCACAGACAAACAACCUGAAUUUACCACCCCAGAGGGAGACGGGAUGGAAGUUUGCAGUGAUGUUGCAGAUGUGAAGCCACAGGAGGAGGAAGAAGAGAGGGAGGACAAUUCAUUCAGUGAGAAUGGAAUGCAGUGUGCUGAAGGUGCGAUUAAGACAGAGGCAGAGGAGACGGAAGACAACGGACAGUUCACCAAGGCUGAAAAGGAAGGAGAGAUUGUACCUAAAGAGGAGGCGGAGGCCAGUGAGGACGGGAUGGAGGAAGCAUUUGAUGACCAGAGAACAGAGGAGGACGAUGAUGAGGAGAGGGACGGGGAGGGGGAUGAAGAGGAGGAUUCCCUGAACGAGCCACAGGACCUGUCAGUGGUGGACUACACGCGAUACGACAGCACGGCCCUGCCAGACGCCCACGCAGGGGCGACCGCCUGUGCAGAUGGGACUUAUGUGUCUGGAGCCUUGGCGCCCCGCAUCCAGACAUCAGGCAAGCUCAAUUGUGACAUUUGUGGCCUGUCCUGCGUCAGCAUCAACGUACUGCUGGUGCACAAGCGCAGCCACACGGGUGAGAGGCCAUUCCACUGCAGUCAGUGUGGGGCCUCCUUCACCCAGAAGGGAAAUCUGCUUCGCCACAUCAAACUUCAUUCCGGGGAGAAGCCUUUCAAAUGUCCCAUGUGCAGCUACGCCUGCCGACGGCGUGACGCCUUGAGCGGGCACCUGCGCACCCAUUCUGUAGAGAAGCCCUUCAAGUGCAACCACUGCAGUCGCAGUUACAAGCAACGCAGCUCCCUUGAAGAACACAGAGAGAGGUGCCAUGUGUACAUUCAGAGCAAAGGUCCCGCCGAGAGAGAGGACGGUCAGACUUCCAGGACUCAGAUGGGCACUGAGCGUGCUCUACUGCUCGACCGGCUUGCCAGCAACGUAGCCAAACGGAAGAGCUCAAUGCCACAGAAGUUCACUGGCGACAACGGUGUCUGCCUGGACCUGAGCUUUAACAGGGAGCUGGUCCAGCGGACUGACAUCAAGGACCCUCCGCCGGGCUCCCCAGGGCCCGACGCCCACCAUCAGCCCGUUCUCACAGGGCCGGACAACGAUCCAUCUCCCUCCCACAGGCCCUACCCCAUCCCGUUAGGCCGCAAUGACAUCAGCCCCAUGGGCCUCACCAACGGCCACAAGAUGGGCAUGCCGCUCCUGGGACUCCCUCACGUCACCCAGCCCCCCCUCAGCAUGGACUCGUUCCACGCUGAAGGUUCUCAGAUGUCUCAGCCCGUCAUGUACAGCCUGGGGCACCUGCUGGGAGGGCUGAACCACCAGAACGGCAUUCCCCACCCACACAACCAGCCCAUCCCCUUAUCCCCGCUGGAGGCUUUACGGGUGGUGCGAGCCGAUGGGGAGGCCGGAGCAUUGCCCGGGGCAGUGUACCCCUGUGGCCACUGUAGGGUGAUCUUCCUGGACUACGUCAUGUUCACCAUCCACAUGGGCUGCCACGGCUUCCGUGACCCACUCGAGUGCAACAUGUGUGGCCACCGCAGUCGGGACCGUUACGAGUUCUCUUCCCACAUAGCCCGUGGCGAGCACCGCCUAGAACUGAAGUAGCUUUCAUUCAUGUACAUUUUCAUGCUUACACACACACACACACACACACACACACACACACACACACACACACACACACACACACACACACAUUUACAAACACACAUGCUCAGGUAACACUGUGUGAGCACAUACACAGAUUUACUCAUAUAAGUAGCUGGUAGUAUCUGAAAUGACAGCGCGAAGUAGCAGCUAUCUCUCGCUCUCUCUCUGUGUGUUUGUGUGUGUGUGUUUUGUGUGUGUGUGUAAGAGAAAGAGAUUGAGACGUUAUAUGGUGUGACGAGUGUCAGAGUGUUCUUACUCACACUGUAGUCAUCUGAAACGAUGGCCUAUUAAGUGUUUAUGAGGGACUAAUUCAGUAACAUUUGUUCUUAAUGAUCCCUGCUGUAGCCACUGUUUAUAUAGUUUAUUAACCAUAUGCCAAAUGUAAGUUCAAAUGGCUGCAAAAAGUAGCAAAAAUGCAUGUUCCUGUGGUGUACCUGCUCCUGUUUCUCUGGGAUCUGUAUAAAGGUGUAAUAAAUAAAAGAAUUUCUUUUGUCCUUCA
This is a messenger RNA of Acanthopagrus latus (yellowfin seabream), 2682 nucleotides long. RefSeq names its product zinc finger protein Aiolos-like. The coding region runs from base 339 to 2138 and encodes 599 amino acids. Gene Ontology annotation, molecular function: RNA polymerase II cis-regulatory region sequence-specific DNA binding; DNA-binding transcription factor activity. The record is from RefSeq and is a predicted model, not a curated record. The transcript is spliced from 11 exons. Lineage: Eukaryota; Metazoa; Chordata; Actinopteri; Spariformes; Sparidae. Gene Ontology annotation, biological process: regulation of transcription by RNA polymerase II.